UCAUUUUCCACAAAAUGUUUGGAAAACUAAUUUCUCUGCUGGGACUAGUUGCCCUCUGCUCUGCAGGACAAUUCUCAAUUUCAGUAGAAAAAUCUGGAUCUCUUCGUGAGCAGCUAAUCCGAGAAGGACGCUACGGACAGGAGCUUGCUAGAAUCCAGCAAUUGAGCACUGGAAAUGUGUCGUUCUUUGACCAUUUCGAUGAGUACUAUACCGCCGGUGUUAGAAUUGGAACUCCAGCUCAACACUUUCAAGUAGCCUUUGACACUACAUCCUCAAAUCUAUGGGUUUUUGGAGUCGAGUGCAGAAGUCAAAACUGCCAUGGAGGACGAGGUCGUAGAGAUCGCGAAUACAAUCGCACUGCUUCCUCGACAUUUGUCGCCGGAACUUCAAGCUUCAACCUGCCAUAUGAUGGUGGACACGUUUCUGGAAAUGUAGGAAAAGAUACAGCUCAAUUUGCCGGUUUUACUAUUCAAAGCCAAGACUUUGGAAUCGGAACCGCUGCCACCAGACUUUUCGGGGAAACAUUCGAUGGAGUCCUGGGAUUGGGAUGGCCGGCUACUGCACUUAAUGGAACUAGUACAACAAUGCAAAACUUACUGCCACAACUUGAUCAGAAACUCUUCACGACUUAUUUCACAAAAUCCAACAUGCAUAACGGAACAGCAGGAGGUGACAUUAUGUUUGGAGCAAUUGACACCACACAUUGCCAAUCACAAGUCAAUUACGUCCCACUUGCCUACAACUCGUUCUGGAGUUACUCUGUGGAUGGAUUUUCAAUCGGCACUUAUUCAAGAACUCAAACAGAAACGACCAUCCCCGACACUUCAUCCGGCUGGACUGGUGUUCCAAACGUUGUCCUUGCCGGAAUCGUAAAAGCCACUGGAGCAACAUACGACUGGAAUCAUCAAGCAUACACUCUCCCGUGCUCUUCAACAGCCACACUACCUGACAUGGUUUUCACAAUCGGUGGAAACUCGUACAACGUCAGAGCAGUAGAAUAUGUGGUCAACUUGAACUUGCCAAACGGACAGUGUGCUCUUUCUCUGUUCGGAACAGCCGCCUCACAAUCUGGACCGGCGUGGAUCCUUGGCGACAACUUCCUUAGAAGUUAUUGCCACGUAUUUGAUUUUGGAAAUUCUAGAAUUGGCCUUGCAAAAGCAAUUCAGAACUAUUAACAUUUUUAUGGUGUGUCAGUGUAUAGAAUAAAUAUUUUCACUCUG
Caenorhabditis elegans is the source of this 1220-nucleotide messenger RNA. RefSeq names its product Peptidase A1 domain-containing protein (gene asp-8). Gene Ontology annotation, cellular component: extracellular region. The record is from RefSeq and is marked reviewed. Gene Ontology annotation, biological process: proteolysis. NCBI's taxonomy places the organism in Eukaryota, Metazoa, Nematoda, Chromadorea, Rhabditida, Rhabditidae. Gene Ontology annotation, molecular function: aspartic-type endopeptidase activity.